Messenger RNA from Camellia sinensis, 915 nucleotides. Lineage: Eukaryota; Viridiplantae; Streptophyta; Magnoliopsida; Ericales; Theaceae. The record is from RefSeq and is a predicted model, not a curated record.
AUGAGGUUCACUAGUUUUUCGAGAUUUGCUCCGGAAUUGGUGGCAACAGAGGAGCGCUGUUGUUAUGAGUUUGAGAGGCGGUUGCGUGAUGAUAUCUGGGAGAAGGUGGUUGGUUCUAUGUGGGAGAAUUAUUUUGAUCUAGUCGAGGCGGCGGCCCAUGCCGAGGCUGUGGUUAGCAGUGUUGGUCGAAUUAGGGAGGAGGCCACUUCGAGUUUUGGCAGCCAAAUAUGGGACACUACUCUUGCCACUCAGGCAAUUAUAACAAGUAAUAUGGUUGACGAAUAUGGGGAUUCUCUUAAGAAGGCACAUGUUUACAUAAAAGAAUCACAGAUCAAAAAAAAUCCAGCUGGGGAUUUCGAGAGCAUGUAUCGUUGCUUUACUAAAGGAGCGUGGGCUUUGUCUAAUCAAGAUCAAGGUUGGGUAGUCUCGGACUGCACAGCUGAAUCACUGAAAUGUCUACUACGAUUUUCACAAAUGCCCACCGAAAUUGUAGAGGAAAAAGCUGACAAUGAAAGUUUAUAUGAUGCAGUGAAUGUCCUUGUAUUCUUACAGAGUCCUGAAAGUGGUGGAUUUGCUAGUUGGGAGCCACCAGUUCCACUACCUGCUUUCCGGAUGUUGAAUCCUUCAGAACUUUUUGCUGACAUUGUGGUCGAGACAGACCAAGCAGUUCGUAGAGGCAUUGAAUUUUUGUUUUCAACACAAAAUGAAGAGGGAGGUUGGGGAGAGACCUUUGAAUCAUGCCCUUCUAUGAAAUAUCAACCACUGGAAGGAAACAAAACAAAUCUAGUACAAACAUCAUGGGCUAUGUUGGGUCUUAUUUAUGGUGGACAAGCUGAGAGAGAUCCAACACCUUUACAUAGAGCAGCAAAGCUAUUGAUUAAUGCACAGAUGGAAGAUGGUGAUUUUCCACAAUAG